Molecule: messenger RNA, 2062 nt
Organism: Paralichthys olivaceus (Japanese flounder)
Lineage: Eukaryota; Metazoa; Chordata; Actinopteri; Pleuronectiformes; Paralichthyidae
Gene: tnfaip8l2b
Product: tumor necrosis factor, alpha-induced protein 8-like 2b
Biological process (GO): regulation of apoptotic process
Cellular component (GO): cytoplasm
Source: RefSeq, a predicted model, not a curated record
GAGUGAGGGCAAGAGAGGAACACAGUGGUUUCAAGAGUUAGAGUUUCAGGGAAACGAGAGAGAGAGAGAGAGAGAGAGACAUACAGGCUGAGGGGUGUGUCAUAGCAAUUUAGUUCCUCAAGGAAGUACAACUCAACAUUAUCUUAAGACAGUGUGGCAGGAACAGAGAAGCUGCAGGAGGGCUGCUGCUGUUUUCUGGGUUUUGGUUCUGCUCCUGCUGAAGAUGGAGGGAUCUUUGUAAAUCCAGCGGCCUGAGCCGUCAACCCAGAGCAGAGGGAGAGAGAGAGAGAGAGACACAGCCGAGGAGGGAGGGGGACCCAGCACACACUCACACACACACAGAGACACACAAAAAGGCAGACAUGGACGCCUUCAGCACCAAGGACAUGGCCUUGAAGGUGCAGAAGAAGAUCUUCAGCUCCAUGGCCAGCAAGAGCUCAGUGCAAAUGUUCAUCGAUGACACCACCAGCGAGAUCCUGGACGAACUGUAUCGCAUCUCCAAAGAGUACUCGGGAAAUAAGACAGAGGCCCAGAAAGUGAUCAAAGACCUGUGCAAGAUCGCGGUGAAGAUUGGCAUCCUGUUCAGAAACAACAGGUUCAGCACAGAGGAGCUGGGUUUGGCCCAGGACUUUAAGAAAAAGCUGCAUCAGGGGGCGAUGACUGCGAUCAGCUUCUACGAGGUGGAUUUCACCUUCGACAAAGCGGUGAUGGCCGACCUCCUGACGAACUGCAGGGAUCUGCUGCUGAAGCUGGUCAACACACACCUCACCCCCAAAUCCCACGGUCGCAUCAACCACGUCUUCAACCAUUACUCCGACCCGGAGCUGCUGACCAAACUGUACGACCCCAACGGCCCCUUUCGACCGAACCUCACCAAGAUCUGCAAAGGACUCGACAAACUGGUGGAGGACGGCACAAUAUGACGGAGGAGCAGCGUCAGUCAGACACUGGGAGAUCUAAAGGCAGACACUGACGACUAUGAACUGCUGGACAAGGACAAAAAAAUUUUAAAAUAUAUACUGCUGCUGAGGACCGGCAACGAAAGACGAGCUCCCCCAUUGUUCUGGAAGAAUACAUGGGAUAAAAAUAAAGGUGGUUGAGUCAUCCCUUUAAUUUUGUUUUUAGGUUUAGAGGAGAUAUAUUGUCCAUGGACACCAAACUUGAAUUUAAACAGAUUUAUAUUCCGCUGUUUUAUUAGAUAGUAAAUUGUCAUCAGAUGUUUAUAAUUUGAAAAGUUACUACUGAAGUUCUGCAUUAUGGAGAAAACACACAGAACAAGUCAGGGGACAGUGCCACUGUAAUCCAGCACUGCCAUCUGGUGGUCAAAGUGAUGUAGCAGCAACUCAACGUGCAGAAACAGUCCGGCCGAUAACAGAGAACCUCACAGUGGACAAUUACUCCCACCAUCACUUUGCAGUUACAAACAUGUUUGAAAGCAUCACACUGUUGACGGCACAAGCUUCAAUCUUAAUCCUAUAAUUUGUGUUUUCCUGAAAAACGGCUGACAAUCAUUGGUUGAGAUAAAUACUUGUGUGUUAUUCUUUUGGUUUCCAUGAUAAUGAUGUUUAAUUUCAACAGACAAAGGGAAAGUGAAGUCCUGACCGGACGUUCCAGCUCAUGUAACAGUCUUUUCCUUUCGUGUAACAAUAACAUGGACAGACGUCAGUUACAGAAACAGAUCGAUGACGGAGAAAAUAUAUUCAGACCUAAGCAUGGGAUCAAAUACCGUUUUUUGCUUUAAAAUAAACUAUAAAAAAAGUUAUUGGAAUUGAAAACAUUUCCAUAAAAAAUAAAGAAUAUUGCUGUGGAAAUAUAUUCUAAAAAAAAAGUCUCUUUUUUUAAACUUUGGCUUCAUUGUAGUUUUACUUAUUCAGGAAAAAAACAUUUAUGGUCAAUUCUGUGUUUUACAGCGAACCUGACAGACUGUAUGCACUUUACAUAUCACGGAUCAUGGCAUCAAGUAUUUUUUGCUGGAAGACUUAGACAUUUUUUGCACUUUCAAGCCAUGAGGUAGCAUUACACACAACCACGUGUUGACUUGUGAACGGUCAUAUGACUGAAC